UUUCAGACAGCUCGCGGAAGAUUCGCACCCGUGAAAAGGGUACAAGGUAAAGGUUGCACGGAACAUAGGGGAAGGAUUGCGCUAAGGGCGGUCAUGGCUUACACGCAGCAGCAGCAGGAAAAGGAACGGCUAGCGCUCAAAUAUCACACAGAGUUGCUUAUGGACAAAUUGGAGGAACUGGAAGAAUCGCACGUACAGCUGCAGCGAGAGUUGCGCCAAAAGUGUCGGGAUCUUGAAGCUCAAAAGCGGAUCAACGGAAAUCUGAGCGAAGAGUUGAAGCUAGUUCAAGGCCAGCUUGAGGUUCGUGAUUCGCUAAUUGAGCAGCACGGUUUGGUUAUUGCAUUGGUGCCGAGCGAGGACGGAAGUGAUGAGUGUCUUUCUUUAAUCAGCCAAUAAUUGUUCAAUCAAUACCUGAUUCGUGCUGGGCAAGAUGAGAAUGAGAAAGCCGAGCUAAUUUACCUUCAAUCUACCUUCACGAUGUUCGGAGAAGGAAAACAAAAGCCACAAAUUGAACUAGAAUAAAAAAGAGCCAUUGCGGAUAAGACAAUUUAAAUGUUAACCAACAUUGUUUGAGUGAACCGAAAUUUCAACAUUUUGACAACAGCUUGCUUGGAAAUACAACUUUACCGAGCGGCUGGAAACGUCAAAAGCGUGCAGCAGUCUUGUGUUUCAGAUGUAAACAAAACAAACUUGGCUGGUGCUGCCGAUCUAUUUCGCAAAGAAGCUGUUUCGUCUGCCGUACAGUAUUAACCUCGCCGGCCGAAAAUGGACGAAGAGUACGGGGUGACGGAUUCGCCAAGGAAGGGACCCACGCUUUCAACCUCAACGUCCAGCUUCGAACCGUUCGAUGCGCACGAUCCGAAUCUGUCGCGGUUGGCCACGAAAAUGUUCCAGAAAACGGGCGAAUACAUUACCCAUGAGUUGGCCUCGACCGUGGACGAUUACAAGCUGAUCGAGAAUAUGAAUCGGGCCAUGAUGGGAAAGGUGGCCGACAUGCGCCAGAUGUCGCAAUCGAUCGCAACGAAAAACAGUGAGCUGAAUCAAAAGUACGAGGAAUUGAAACCGCUACUGCAACGGAUUGACGACAUUGAAUCCACGGUCGACAAACUGGAAGCGGCCGCGUACCAGCUCGAUUCGUACAGCAUUCGAUUGGAGGACAAAUUCAAAUCACUCAAAGCCAAGCAGCAGUAGUAGGAAGUUAGAAAGUAGUUUUAUUUAUUCACCCAAAAUACACGUCAGGCCAUCAACCAAGCAGUAAUUUAAACACUAUCGCCAAUAUGUUGAAGAAUAUUAAGGGUACUGAAAAGAAAUGGAAAUCCGAAGGGGAAAUGAAAUAACUCUCUGUUGUCUCGAUAUCGCAGCGAAGUAGCGUAGUCUGUAAACGGCUACUUGUACCUACUUUUGGCCACAGUUCGUAUGGAUCGCACAAGCAUCAGUAUUUGGCCCUUGGUGGUAGUG
Anopheles bellator is the source of this 1458-nucleotide messenger RNA. RefSeq names its product biogenesis of lysosome-related organelles complex 1 subunit 2 (gene Blos2). The record is from RefSeq and is a predicted model, not a curated record. Gene Ontology annotation, molecular function: gamma-tubulin binding. Gene Ontology annotation, cellular component: BLOC-1 complex; BORC complex; gamma-tubulin complex. Gene Ontology annotation, biological process: lysosome localization; endosomal transport. The transcript is spliced from 2 exons. Bases 766 to 1191 code for a protein of 141 amino acids. Lineage: Eukaryota; Metazoa; Arthropoda; Insecta; Diptera; Culicidae.